AUGUCGUUUGCAAACUCCUUCUGGACCCACGACUACCAUGUAGGGUACGAGGUGCUCUUUGACGAACUUGCUGAAGGAAUUAAAGAAAAUGACGACUUCAUCGAAUUAUUCACCAAACGUAUGGAGCUGGAGUUGGCAUACGGCUUAUCUCUUGAACAAUUGCCUUCGUCGCUCCGCUAUUCCAGCAAAAGACACGCCAAUGAAGAUUACGUACUGACUAUUAAGAAUGCCUAUGGCAAGCUCAACGAAAACUUCGCCAAACAAGGUGCAUACCACCUGGAGAUCGCACGCAACAUUCAGACGAUGGUAUUGGAACCUUUUCUGAAAUGGUGUGCUGACCAUGAGCAGAGAGUUGGAUACCUGGAGCUGGUGGUCACUGACCAAUAUAAACACUACAAAACUGCACGGGCCAAUUUGGACAAGUUGCUGAAGAAGUACUUCAACAAGUGCAGAAUGCUAGAGGAGUUCAAGUCUCACUAUUCUGAAGAGGAAUUGGCAGAAAUCGCUGAAGAUGUCCAUUUAAACGCAUCUGGUAAGGAUGAGUCCAACGACCCAGAAGAUGUAGAUAGUACCAUCUACACGUUUGCAGGUCACUCUUACGACUCCAAAACAGCUACUACCUUGUUGUCAGACAUGCUAAGCCAUAUCGAGUUGACGUCGCAUAAAGUUCCCAUCUUGGGCACCUACCACAAUGUAUCCAGUGGAAGUGCCAUUACACAAUGGCUUCUAGACAACAUGCCUGAGUUCCGUGGCAACAUUGCCAAGGCCGAGAAGUUUGGCCAGGAUUUGGUGACCAACGGCUUCAUCCGACUCAUUGGAUCGAUGGGUGCUAACAAGAACUUCAUCAACUCGUCGCAGUUCUUGUACCAAUGGAAACCUUUAGUUUUCGACAUGACGAAGUUGUCCGAAUUUGAUCUUUCGAAAACAGGUAAUACUGUCAAUUACGACCCAAUCGCAGCACAGACAAGCAGGACCAAUCAGCUCUCCAACUAUUUCGAAGACGUCAAGCAAGCCAUUGGUGUGACCACAGUGGACUAUACCGACAAGAGCCAGUACUUGAAACUCACGAAUGAGGUGAACACUUUGGACUUGCAAUACUUCCAGACUACCAAGGAAUUGGACAGAAUUAGGUGCACAUUCGAAGAAACCGUCAUGGACCACUUGUCGUUCAUGCAAAAGUGUGAGCUAGAUCGCUUGAAGGCCAUCAAGAAGGCAAUGUUUGACUUUUUGGCCACUUUCUCCAAUAAGGUGAGUGCUUUGAAGCAUGCUUGCGACGAGUUGUUUGUGGUGGAAGAGACUAUUCAUCCAGUUAACGACUUGAAGUUCUUGAUUGAAAACUACGCUACUGGAAAGUUCAAUCCUCGCGUCACUUUGUACGACAAUUAUUAUGACUCCAAUAUCAAGCAGACAUUUGGAGUGGAUCUCAAUGUGAAGUCUCGACUCGACAGAAAGGCUGUCCCCGUUAUUGUCCAGGCGAUUCUCUCGUACUUGGAUGAGGUAUACCCAGAAUUGAGUAAUGACGAAGAAAGAGUUGGCCUCUGGACACAACCUGUGCAUUUAUCUCAGGUGCAUGCCCUCAGAUUCAAGUUGAACGAAUUGACGGACAUUAAACAGAUACAUGGUUUCCUAAAGGAGAACGAGGCAACAACCGUCACCAAUGUUCUCAAGUUAUACUUCAUGGAAUUGCCAGACUCCAUAGUUCCCUACAGCUACUUUGAUUUGAUCAAGACUUUGUACCAGAACUACCCAGUUUCGGAUCAUGACGAGAACGUGGAUAAAUCUCGUAUCACCGGCUUGCAGAACACAUUGCUGGAGCUCCCUGUGUCCAACUUGGCUACAUUGGAUGCGCUUUUGACACACUUGACACGUCUUGUCAGCAUUGUUAGUUCCAAGAACGAGAAGUUGGCAUCUCAGUUGAAGACCAAAAUUUGCAAAGAAUUUGGAAACGUUGCAUUGAGACCCAAAUUAGACAGUUCCAUUGAAGAGAGAAGCCCCCAUCUUGACACUGCGGCUGUGGAACUACUUCAACAGAACUUGAUGGCUGAUUUCUUCGAGAAUAAAAAUGCUAUUUUUGGCGAAUUGAGAAGAAGAAACUCCAAACCAAGAGAAGCUGUUCGCAAGGACCACACUACUCUUCCAAGUGCAAAGACCAAUGUUAUGGAGUCGUCUAAAUCAAGAUUGGAGAACAGGCUUAAGAGAGCAGUAACCAAGACUUCCGGAAAGCCACAGGAAAGCGAUGAGGUGCCUCCUGCUCCUCCAUCGAAGACAAUAUCAAGAUCGACUUCGCCUGAGAAGAGUGGAUCUUUAUUGAGACGUUCAGUUUCGCCAAAGAAACGUCCUUCAUCAGUGAAAAAGGCUCAGUCUACAGAGUCUGUUGUCCAGGACGAAGUAAUUGUUGUGGAAGACUAA
This is a messenger RNA of Sungouiella intermedia, 2409 nucleotides long. NCBI's taxonomy places the organism in Eukaryota, Fungi, Ascomycota, Pichiomycetes, Serinales, Metschnikowiaceae. The record is from the annotation of a GenBank genome assembly.